AGAAAUUACAUCUCACUAAAACCUUACAAAAGUCAGGUUUACAUGGAACAGGUACCAAUCAUGGUGAAAUGUCUUCUAAUAUUCCUUUGCGUGAUUAUUUCAAUCCAAGCUGAUAAUCAUCAAAAGAAAGGUAGAACGGUCGUCGAUAAAGCGUUGGAAAAGCUGAGCAAAUAUGAUGAUAAAGGAAAAAAGUUUUUGAAAAAUAUAGCAAAAGUGGAAUCAAAAUAUGGAAUGGACGAAAACACGUAUAGAAAAGAUUAUCACGGUGGAAUUUGGCAGGUGGAUGAAGUUGGAUUUGAAGACACGAAAGAUACGAAGUCACAUCCGAAAUUAACAGAACGCUACAAAAAGAUAAAGGAAAUAUACGGAAUCGACUGGGAGAAGGUCGAAUGGGAUGAUCUAGAAGAUCCGUUUAUGUCUGCUUUGGCUGCAAGACUAUUAUUACAAAAUAAGCCAAAGGAACUACCUGCAGAGGACGACAUAGACGCGCAGGCGGAGUAUUGGAAAGAAUAUUACAACACAAAAGAGGGAAAGGGGACCGUAGAAGAAUUCAAGAAACGGGCAACAGCAGUUGAAGAUAAAUCAUAUGGAGAUCCCCAUAUUGUAAAGCAAAUCAACGAACUUGGUGAUGAGGUCUGUUACAACCUGAAAGGAAAACCUGGGGAUUUUAUUCGAUUAUUCCAAGCUCCAGAUAUAGGAUUGACUGUCAAUGUAAGGUUCCGUGAGGUGCAAGGUGAAGUAUCAAGAUGGUUGGACCAAGUUGCGAUCAUCUCGGGCGAGACGACUGUUGCUAUGACAAUGGAUGAGAUAGUGGUCAAUAGUGUUGACGUUUACAAGUGGUCUGAAAGACAACUUGAAACAGCUGAAAUGAACAUCAAGAUAUCGCAGUAUCACAUCUCGCUUGAACACGAUGGGGGUGUAGGAAUUGAUGUAACGAAAUACAGAAAAGGUUUCAAUUUCGAAUUUGAUCACAACCUGGAUCUUAAAACCAAUGGAAUAUUCGGACGACUUGGUGACAAGAUAGCAAGUGUUGAAAGGAAAAAUAAACACCAUGCCCUCAUUACACUUGUUAAUGGGAUAGAACUUGAAUCAAAACUCCAGAAACGUGGACGUGGUGGAUUUUGUUGGAACCUGCCGAACGAUUUCCUUACAAGAGCUGAGUUACUGACAUUUUCGAUGAAGUGUUUGCUGUGUAUGAAUUGAUAAACAUCCGCUACCAGCUAAACUUCCGAUCGUGCAACCCGUAGUUCCAUUUGUGGAUGCUUUUACAGCAAUAAAAUUAGACUUUUCAAAUUAUUCAAAAACUGCAUUUUGAUCAUAACCCAAUAUGUCGUUUUUUGUCGUUUCUUUUUUAUGUCGUUUUAUCUAGAAUUUUAUAUUACUC
This is a messenger RNA of Owenia fusiformis, 1384 nucleotides long. The record is from the annotation of a GenBank genome assembly. Lineage: Eukaryota; Metazoa; Annelida; Polychaeta; Sabellida; Oweniidae.